This is a messenger RNA of Miscanthus lutarioriparius, 981 nucleotides long. NCBI's taxonomy places the organism in Eukaryota, Viridiplantae, Streptophyta, Magnoliopsida, Poales, Poaceae. The record is from the annotation of a GenBank genome assembly.
AUGCAGGCCACCGCCGGUCGUCAGCAGUUGCCGCCGGUCUCCGCGAUGGACCUCUUCCCCGACGGGGCCUUCGUGCGGCUGCGGAACCGCGCGCAGGAGACGUACCUCCACGCCGACGACGACGGGGAGGGGGUCUCCGUGCGCCCGCACGGCGGCGUCUUCUCCCUGAACGCGGUGUGGCGGGUGCACCGCGUCGAGGUCUACGGGGCCACCUUCGUCCUCCUCCAGGGCGCCGCCUACGGCCGCUACCUCGCGAUCUCGCCCGCCGCGGCGCCGCCCGGCCACCGCGGCAACCGCGCUGUCCAGCGCGACUACGAAGGGGCCGACGUGGGCGCCCUCAUGUGGAGGCCCUUCAGGGUGGUCGACGACGCGAGAUACGUCCGCCUGCGCCAGGACUUCAACCGCAACCUCCGCGCCAACGGCAGGUUCCGCUUCUGGCACACCGCCGUCACCGUCGAUACCAACGAAGGCAGGUGGAGCACGAUGAUGCAGUGGACGGUCGGCAGAUUCCAGCUGGGACCGGGGCUGCCACCCCUUCCACGUCCGACUGCGAAUCUAGGAGGCCGCAGUGACCUGUUCCGGCGGCGCAGGCCCGAGGCGGAUGAACGGCGGACGAUCCGGCACGUGCGGGCGAACGACGAAGGGGAGUUCGACCAGAACUAUAAUAACUGGCCCACCUUCCAUUUCUACGGCCGCUCCGUGUUCAACCUGAGGAUGCAGGUGGGGAUACGCCAGCCUGGCGGGGAAUACGGGGACGGCAUCACACUGGCCGUGCAGCCCGGCUUGCAAGGGCGGCUAACCCCUCUGGUCACCGACUUGCCUCGCAGCGUAGAUACCAUGGACAUCGUCGUCUUCAACACCGGAUCACAAGGUAAUGGUUUACUUCUUUUGGCUUGGAUUAAUCUAAAGCAGGUUGUAGACAAGCAGAUGCAUUCUAGUGAAAUAGUCUCAGACUCUCAGGAUUUCAUUUCUCAGUGUUGA